AUGCUGUGCGAAGAACCGGAUGGAGGUGCGGCAAACGAUACAAAACUUAAUCGACUGCGUCUACGCCUUGGAGGAUUAUCAACGGGCAAGACCAAGGGCGGAAUUCUAGCCGGAGGAGCUGGAGGAGGGGCGGCAGCAGCAGCAGCAGCGGCAGGAGGCGGUGGUGGGGGCUCCACUGUCACGGCCCUGUGCCUGGUCGAAGGCAACUCAACAAAUACUGUCAACACUGUGGAGGACACCGAGUUCAGUAGCUCGAAUGUGGAUAGCAAGAGUCGUGCUGGCGUCGAGGCACCCAGCACAUCGGGCAGCCAGAUAGCCACCGUCUCCCACCUGGUGGCCCUGGCCAAGCAGCAGGGCCAGGCGGCAACAAAGUCGGUGGCAACCAAUGGCGCUGUAGAGAUUGGCAACGGAAAGCAGGAGGCAUCAGCCACAACCGCAACAUCAGCAACGCCGGCGGUGGCCACGGGCACAGCGUCAGCAGCAGCAUCGCCCACAGCGGAUGGGGAGGACAGCGCACUGGGCAAGGCGAAUGGCUCUGGGGUUGCCGUGGAGGUGCUUGAGGAUCCGCAACUGCAACAGCAGCUGGAACAAGUGCAGCAGAUACAAAAAACUGCCAAAUCCGGUGGCGGUGGGGCCAGCACUUCGAAUGCCACAACGAUUACAUCGAUAUCGGCAAUCUCCCCGCAGACACCCACUUCGCCGACAGGGGGUGAGGGCGGCCCAGUGGCACCGCAGGCCGCCGGUCUGAUGACGGCAAGAACCAGUACGCUGACAAGCUGCAACCAGGAACAUCCGCUGUGCGUCUCUACCAGCUCCAUACCCGUGACGCCCGAGCCACGAUCCAAGCAGCACCCAGGCUCGGCCGCAGCCGGAGCACCCCAUCCGACGGCUCCCCAUCAGCAGCUGUCGAGCAUUGCCAAUCCCAUGCAGAAGGUGAACAAGCGCAAGGAGACGUUGAAGGCGAAGCGCGAACGGAAGGCGGCCAAAACACUGGCCAUCAUCACGGGCGCAUUCGUGGUCUGCUGGCUGCCCUUCUUCGUGAUGGCCCUGACGAUGCCACUGUGCGACGCCUGCCAGAUCAGCGACAGCGUGGCCUCGCUCUUCCUCUGGCUGGGCUACUUCAACUCCACCCUGAAUCCGGUUAUCUACACCAUCUUCAGCCCGGAGUUCCGGCAAGCUUUCAAGCGCAUUCUAUUCGGCGGACACCGACCAGUGCACUAUCGCAGUGGGAAGCUUUAGAUAGUGCAUGCGAAGAGGCGAAGGUGAUUCCCUGGCACAGAUACGAGUAUGGCUGCUGCUUUUAAAUUAUCGCGAUUGACCUAUUGAGCUGAUCCGAGGCACACAAAAUUUCAUUCCCUUCUAUGUGUAUCCAAUUUUAGUCUGCAGUUUCAAUUUUCAAUCCACGAGCCCCGAUAUUGAUAUUGCUCCCUUCGAGUGGAGUAUUUAUUCGAAUUGGAGGUCAUGGCUGAUGGUGCUUCUCGUUGGGGCGCAAAGUGUUUUGCAUUUGGCGCUUUUGGCGUUCAAUUUUCGCUGGCAUGACAGCGACAACGAGCCACAUUCGGAUUUGGCAAGCAGACAAACACCAUUCGGCUGCCAUGGCGUGUGGACGGGGAGGGCUUGAAACAAAUUGUAAACUGUUGGGACGGAGCUAAACUUUCAGCAGGACGACGGUCGGCUGGGAUGGGCUGAGCUGGGCUGGCCACUCAACUGUGGCUAAAAUGAAAGUUUUAUCAAACCUUUAUCGGUACUGCCAUCUGCAUGGGACGAUUUGGAUUCGGUCAAUGCAGCCACUGGAUGGGAUAACACAAGCCACGCCAGACGCCAGCGGCCAUCCGAAUUAUGCCACAAUGCGCAUUACAUUCGCACGUUCCCAGAGCCCCAGAGUCUCUACGACUGCCCGCCCCAUACUGUUAGUGGAGGCUUAUCUACAAAGACGCAAGGGGGGGCGCACAAGUUCUUCUUCUAGCAACAGCUCUGAAUAGUUCCAUUUGCAUUUCAUUGGGUGGUGAGGAGAGAGGCGGGUGGAGGCCCAGAACUGUAGCUGAAACCGACCCAUCUGCAUGUGGCAGCAGCAAAAUCCCUGCCAUUCAUCCAUUAAUUUCCAAAGGCAACACGAAAGUUAAAUUAAGUAACAUUAAUUUCAAAAAUUUCUGCUAAGUUUGGCGCCUGUGCAUUUGAAUGAACUUUUCUGUGAAUAAUCGUAUAUAAAAGUUUGUCGCCGAAAAUGCCAAAUAAAAAAAUAUAAAUGCCAAGUGGAGACUGUUUUUGGAAGCAAACUGAAGCGUUGAAUUGAUUGAAAUGCCACCAAGAGAUACAAAACACCUAUAUAUAAUCAAAAUAAUUAGUUUUAAGCGGCUAACCCCCCAUACACGAGUAAAUAUAUGUACCUAUAUACUAUAUAUAUACACAUGCAUAGAGAUCUCUAAUUCCUAAACUUUUUAUGUGUGUUUUGAACUUGAUGUGAAUUGUAUAUGUACUUAGACAUAGCUCUAUAGAUGAUAGAUAGCAUUCCCCCUCUCUCUCUCUCUCUCUCUCUCUCUCUAAAUCUUCUGCUUCGAGGGAACGGGUCAUGACGUGAAGGGAAGCCAAGGCAUUGAAGCGAGUACUCGAUUAUGUAUAUUGUAUAUGUAUAUUAUAGCUAUAUGGCGCCUCUAUCUAGCGACAUUCAAUGUGUGCAAUGAUCUGAGCGAUCGAUUUGAGCAUCGUACUAUACUGUAGGUAAUAUCGAUAGAUUCUAUUGUAAAGUAAAUUACUCGCAUUGUCGAACCCAAAAACCAGAAA
This is a messenger RNA of Drosophila miranda, 2781 nucleotides long. RefSeq names its product 5-hydroxytryptamine receptor 2A-like. The transcript is spliced from 4 exons. Gene Ontology annotation, biological process: adenylate cyclase-activating adrenergic receptor signaling pathway. The coding region runs from base 1 to 1239 and encodes 412 amino acids. Gene Ontology annotation, cellular component: membrane. Gene Ontology annotation, molecular function: G protein-coupled amine receptor activity. Lineage: Eukaryota; Metazoa; Arthropoda; Insecta; Diptera; Drosophilidae. The record is from RefSeq and is a predicted model, not a curated record.